Molecule: messenger RNA, 5179 nt
Organism: Silurus meridionalis
Lineage: Eukaryota; Metazoa; Chordata; Actinopteri; Siluriformes; Siluridae
Gene: enah
Product: ENAH actin regulator
Biological process (GO): actin polymerization or depolymerization; axon guidance; actin polymerization-dependent cell motility
Molecular function (GO): SH3 domain binding; profilin binding
Source: RefSeq, a predicted model, not a curated record
AUUUGUUUUAUUUGCAUUUUUUUCUAGAUUAAAAUGCAACCUGCUUAGUUGAGUAGCUCUAACAAGGUGUAACGUUUUUUCAUCUCUCCCGACGUGAUCGUCCUUAACAACUGCGAGCGCUCAAAUGCCUGUUGCCAGGUUACCAUCCGACACACUGAAAUGUGGCACUGUGUACGCGAGCGGCAUGGAGAAGCACCAUUGACUCGCGCCUGUCUCUAAAUAAUGAAUCAGCGAGGCGUUGUGAGCAGGCGAAGGCGAUGAAUAGGCGAGUGUGAUUAGGACUGAAUCCGCAUCGCUGGGGCUUCUGAGGGGGGGUGAGACCAUGCAGCUCCAACCUCCGACACACUGCAAGUUGUCUGGCUUCAUCCUGAAUGAAAGAUGCACCGCAUCUUCAAAAAUGGAAGUGCACCGUGAGCAGAGUAUCUGUCAGGCCCGGGCCGCUGUCAUGGUGUAUGACGACACCAACAAGAAGUGGGUCCCAGCCGGAGGUUCCACGGGUUUCAGCAGAGUCCACAUUUAUCACCACACGGGGAACAAUGCCUUUCGGGUGGUGGGCCGCAAAAUCCAGGACCACCAAGUGGUGAUAAACUGCGCCAUUCCCAAGGGACUGAAAUAUAACCAGGCGACUUUGACGUUCCAUCAGUGGCGUGACGCACGCCAGGUGUAUGGCCUUAACUUUGGCAGCAAAGAGGAUGCUAACGUGUUUGCCAGUGCCAUGAUGCAUGCUCUGGAGGUGCUCAACUCUCAGGAUGCGGGCCCCACAUUGCCAAGACAGACCCCUCAGGUGCAGAAUGGCCCCUCACCAGAGGAGCUGGAAACGCAGAGACGGCAGCUGCAGGAGCUGCAGCGGCAGAAGGAGCUGGAGCGAGAACGCCUGGAGCGGGAACGCCUGGAGCAGGAACGUCUGGAGCAGGAACGUCUGGCGCGUGAGCGACUAGAACGUGAGAUGCUGGAGCGGGAGCUUCAGGAGCGGGAGCGCCAGGAGCGGGAGCGCAUGGAGAGAGAGAGAGCGGAGCAGGAGCGUCUGGAGAGGAUGGAGCGGGAGCGGCAGGAGCAGCUGGAGAGCGAGCGUGCUGAAAUGGAGCGGCUGGAACGUGAGCGAGCCGACAGGGAGAGGCAGGAGCGUGAGCAGAUGGACAGAGAGGAGUCGGACCGAGGACGGCGCGUUUCUAACACUGCCUUUGAAAGUACCCUCCAUACCCCUCCACCUCCAGACUGCAGCAAGAGCUCUGCCUCUUCUUCACCUGUAUCCCCUUCCACCCCCAACUAUCCUCCUCCUACGUCCUCACCCUGUAGUACCACCCCCACCCCUCCCCUGCGCCACUCUGCUUCUCGUUUUGCCACUUCAAAAGGCUCCGCCUUCCACCCAGUCCUACCUCAUUAUGCCACCAUCCCCCGGCGGCAUCCAACUCAGCCCACACCCACAGCUCUGCCUCCUGCCCCAACUUCCAAAACAGUGAUCUGCCAGUCCACUAAUUUCACCCCAUUGCCGCCAUCGCCUCCAGUCAUGAUCAGCAGCCCCCCUGGCAAAGCCACCGGUCCGCGGCCUGUCAUCGCUGUUCCAGUCUCCAGCCCUCUUUUCUCCUCAUCACCCACAGCGCCCAAUGGGCCUCCAGUCAACACUCAGUAUCAUGCUUCUUCUCCAAUCUUGAGCCAUCCUUCCACCACCCCAACUCCACCCCUUUCGUCACAUUGCUUGCCCCAUUUCACCACCCCCAUUACCCCCUAUGUGUCGUGUUCAUCCACCCAGCCUCCUGUUGUCCCCUCUCCUUCUACAGCCUGCCCUGCCAAUGCUGAUUGCUCUGUAAACUCGGUGCUGGGAGACUCCUCUGCUCCAGAACCGGACUCAUUGCAGGCCGUCCCCACCCUGCCUCCUCCACCCCCUCUCCCACCUGGCUCCACUGUGACCUCAACUUCUGUUGGAGCCCCUUUCCCCCCAGGUCCACCUCCACCUCCUCCCCUCCCAACUACACUUACAUCCACAGGUCCGCCUCCUCCCCCUGGACCACCUCCACCUCCCUCAGGACAGGCUCCACACCCUGCUCCUCCCCCACCUCCAGCACCACCUUUGCCCUCUGGUCUUUUUACUCCUUCACCUACUGGUGAUGACAACAAACCCUUAUCUGGGCUGGCAGCUGCCCUAGCAGGAGCCAAGUUACGGAAAGUGUCCAGGAGUGAAGAGUCCUGUAAUGCAGCAGUUGCAGGUGUGGCGGCCUCCAGUGCUGCCAAGACUGAGGCCACUCGUGGCAACAAUCCUCUGCCUGGAGGAGGAGGAGGCCUCAUGGAGGAGAUGAGUGCCCUUCUGGCCAGAAGAAGAAGAAUUGCGGAGAAAGGAUCAUCACCAGAGCCUGAGCAAAAAACGGAAGAAAUAGAAGCAACCGUUACUCCGAAACUGUCGGCUUGUAACACACCAGACAUGCCCAGAAAACCAUGGGAAAGGACAAACACUAUCAACGGUAGCAAAUCACCAGUUAUUGGAAGGCCAAGGUCUACACCCACUCCUACUGGAUCCCUAAGUGCCAACGGAGUGCCAACAGAAACGCUGGACUACGACAGAUUGAAACAGGACAUUUUGGAUGAAAUGAGAAAGGAACUGUCAAAGCUGAAAGAAGAACUUAUUGAUGCGAUCAGGGAGGAGUUGGGCAAGUCCAACUCUGCAUAGGAGACCAUGACUCCCCAGUUCUUUCCCAACCAUGGUCCAUCACUCAAGGCCAGCUUCAGUUCUGACACUUUCUAAAUAUAAAAAAAGCAGUGGGAAUGGACAUUUUUACAUUUUAAACUGGUGGUGAUAACAGUAACCAUGUUAAUUCUGAAGAAGCGUUUGAUGGCGAUGCCAUUUUAGGGCUACAAGUACCGAGGUGAUAUGCCAUAGGUGUGAUUUCGGGCGGUGUGAUUUUCCCUCCAUGUUCCAGCUAUGGUGCAGGGACGCAGCUUUUUUUUUUUUUUUUUUUUAAAGAAGUGACUGUCAAUAUGCAAAAGAUUACUUAUAGAUUAUAGAAAGAUGAGCAAUCACUAUUGAGGAGGUGAAAAACACAACCUAUUUCUGAACUCUAUACUGUAUUAAUCAUCAAAGAGUGACUGUAUUUUUCAGCAGAUGGAGGUCAAAAGUUGGCACGUUUUCUUAGUAAAGUAAAGGCCAGACCUGUUUGUUCAGAUUAGCAACAGGUAGCGCGUAGCUUAGCCUAGCUUAGCUUUGCACUAUUGAGGAAAGCAUUUAAAGUCAGGCCAAACAAGCAACUGAAGGACUGGGUGUAGUUUCUUGUUGCAGGACUUUGUAAAGCUCGUCUUCCUGAUAUCAUUAUAAUCCAAGUAUGUACUUUCACAACAAAACUAGCUAUUCUUCAGCUCAUUUAAUGACGUCUAUUCUAAUAUAUUCAAUGGCCAUACGAAGUAGCUUAGUCAUGCAAUUUUGGGAUAGUCCACAAUGGUUUCGGGAAUUACCCACAGAUGUACCCAGAGAGUACAUUCAUAGAUGAAUGUUCUAAAGUUUCUCAUACACCACUGUACUACAUUGGUCACCUGUGUCUUGUAUGUGAGGGAUAAUGGUUCGGAAUGAUCGGGUGAAAUAAUGCCUCUCUACUGUAAAUCAUUGUAGCUUUUUACCAAAUCCUCUCAGUCAAAGUGAUGGGUGUAUGCCAAUAUCAACAAGACGGCAUCUGUAGAUAGUGCUAAGAACAGCUAGCAACUUUUUUUUUUCUCCUUUCUUCUUUUUCCUGGUCCACUGCAGGCUCUUCUCUUUUUUCGUUUGAUUUUAGUGCAUGUCUUGUUCUGAAUGCUAUGGGAAAUCUUGCUGCCACGAAACAGAAAUCGUUUAUUGUUUUCAAUUUAUAAGCAAUAAGUGUAGCACUGACACUCCUCUCCUCCCCAUGUCCUUCUUUACAGUCAUCAUUUAUUACCCCAGUUGUGAAUGAGUGAGGGAGAGUUUUUAAUCUGCACACAUGGUUUUUGUCUAAUAAACUGUAAACAUGGACAACCUGUUUAUAGCUAUAAUUCAUUUACGCAGGUAAACGUCUCUCCUCAGACUCCCUGGAACUGUCUUUAUUUUUUUAAGUUCUGGUCCUGUGGGGCUUUACUGCCUAGUGUGGAUUUGGUAUUUGAAGUAUAAAAGCUCCAUGUACAAACAGAGGUGGGAAAUGAAUUGACAGCAUAAGACCAGUGUGACGAGACUGAUCACAAUUUUAUUUUUAUUUUUAGCUUGUAAAUGUACUAUUUUUUUCCCCAUCACUGUAGCAUUUUGUCACCAUUAUUGCGGUUAUUUGUCCCUCUUAAAUCAGUCCCCUGAACAAAACAUCACUUUACCCUCCAUUACUGAUCAUUAAACAUAAUUUAUCAAAGAAGAAGAAAGUUUGUAUAGAGACAGCAUUGAUUGCACUUUAAUAACCUGUAAGAUCAAAUCAUGCUACAGCUGAUGAUGUCAUCACCUGUGUGUGUGUGUGUGUGUGUGUGUGUGUGUGUGUGUGUGUGUGUGUGUGUGAGAGUGUGUGAGAGAGAGAGAGAGAGAGACAGUCACACCAAAGUUCACCAGUAACAAUCUCCAGAACACCACAUUGUCCUGAGCUGCCUUUUGUUUUAUGGAAGGCUGUGGACGAGGAAAGUUGCAAUCGAGAUUGAUUUCAUAAAUGGAUUAACCUGUUCGUGAUCUUCAUGGUUUGUGCCUUGUUCUGGAAUCGCAUUUAAUAUUUCGAAUAUUUUUUAAAAAUGACUAGUAAUAAUGAUACGACUAAUCAUAACCUCAUUCAUGUUUUACAUCCUGCUUUAGUAGAAGUACAAAAGGGAGACUUUUAAGUUCUUUUAAAAGAAAAUGUGCAUUUAUUCUUCAUGCCAUUUUUAUUGUUACAGUAUGGAUUGUGUAACGUGUUUAUGUUCUAUGAGGUUUGGAAAUGUAAAGUUUGCUGCAGUGGGGGUCGUUUGAAUGAUGAUCUUGAUGAAGGUGAUGAAUUGUUGACUGCAUUGGCCUCAAAAAGCUGACUUCUCCAUCUUCAGGAGUGGCUGAGACCAAGUCGACUUUUCAGAAGUCUGUUGGACAUGAUCCAACUGAAUGUCCACAAAAUGCAUUUUAUUGGUCUUUUUUCUAUAUUAUCAUUCACGUUGUACCAAACUGUUCUCAUAUUAAUUAGACAUUUCUUACAUGCUAACAUUGAUUUGUUGUUUAAGCUAAUGAAAUAAAAAUUGCAAUACA